AUGCAGAAAUUAGCCACUACGCAUUGGGAAACUAAUUGCAAUAGUGAUACAAGUGAAGCAACCUCUAGAAUUAAAUGGGCAGUUGAUUUUUGCAAUGAAUAUUUUAAUAACCAUUUGUAUAAGAAGUAUCGGGAUAAAGAAAUAUUAAUUUCGCAGAAUAUUGGUCUGCAAGUAGACCUCGAAGAAUCAUUCUCUGACCCUAUUAAACUGCUUGAUGUAGGCAGUUGCUAUAAUCCUUUUAAUGUAUAUAAGAUAUUUGAUGUAUUAGCUAUAGAUUUGUACCCUGCCAAUUCUUCUGUUUUGAAAUGUGACUUUUUAAAUGUAGACAUUGGAAAUUGCCACCUAAUAAACGAGUCUUCUGCAACUCAAUUACAGAAAGAGUCAUUUGAUGUUAUAACUUUUUGCUUUCUCCUUGAAUACAUACCUUCAUCUGAGUUGAGAAUUUCAGCAUGCGAGAAUGCUUACAAGCUUCUGAAACCUGGUGGGAUCCUUAUUAUCAACACUCCUGAUUCUAAACAUGUUGGAGCAAAUAGCAAGAUUAUGAAAUGCUGGAGAUACACUUUGGCUCAAAUUGGGUUCAAUAGAAUAAAGUAUGAAAAAGCCAAGUUCAUGCAUUGUAUGGCUUUUAGAAAAUCAUUGAAGAAAGAAAUAGCUCAACGAUGGGCAUUGUUAUAUAAAGAACCAUAUAUGGAAUAUGCCAUCCACAUACCUCAAGAUUCCAAUGUUAUAGAAGAAGCAUUUGAUGUAACACAACCCAACAAAGAUACUGUUCUACAUAAUCUAACCAAUUUACAAGAGUUGCCUUUCCAAUAA
This is a messenger RNA of Spodoptera exigua (beet armyworm), 813 nucleotides long. Lineage: Eukaryota; Metazoa; Arthropoda; Insecta; Lepidoptera; Noctuidae. The record is from the annotation of a GenBank genome assembly.